Messenger RNA from Pieris rapae (cabbage white), 5910 nucleotides. RefSeq lists its product as uncharacterized. The transcript is spliced from 2 exons. Gene Ontology annotation, biological process: regulation of transcription by RNA polymerase II. Gene Ontology annotation, cellular component: nucleus. Gene Ontology annotation, molecular function: RNA polymerase II cis-regulatory region sequence-specific DNA binding; DNA-binding transcription factor activity, RNA polymerase II-specific. Bases 290 to 5638 code for a protein of 1782 amino acids. Lineage: Eukaryota; Metazoa; Arthropoda; Insecta; Lepidoptera; Pieridae. The record is from RefSeq and is a predicted model, not a curated record.
UUCUGUAGUCUAUGGUAAAUGAUAUAGCUUCUCGUAACGCGCUACGAUUUUAUAGAAUGUGUUUGGAAAUAAACAGUUUUGGGGUAUAUAAUACAAUAUAAUAAGUUUAUGUGUUGUUAUUAAUGUGAAUUAUGAUUGUGCUUUCUGAUACUUACAACAAAAUUAUGGUUUGGUAAAUCUGAUAACACCAAUCUACGCUCGACAAAGUGACGCCAUUUUACGGGAAUGACCAGCCCGCGGCUGCCUCAUAAUAGGCCUGAUGUAAGGAACGCUGUUCUCAAACGGAUGCAUGGAAAAAGAUCUCGAUUUUUGUACUCGUACUGGACGUACGAUUUCACAGAAAACUAUGGAAGAUGGUAAUAUAUCAAAUUCGAGAGAUGAUAAUAAUUCCCCAGCGGCGCCAUGUAACUUAUACGGUGAUCGUGCAUCAUUAUUAACAGCAAAUGGACACGACUUCGCAGGCGAACCUUCCAGUCCCCCGGAUCAGACAUUUGAACAAAACCGGCAAAUUAGUGAUUCCCAACAUGAUGAAAAAUUUAAGAAACGAAUUAACCCUUUAAGAAUACACCUUGGGAAAAGACCUUUUGUGGAUAAUGCUAUUGCCUAUAAUACAGUGUGUAAAAAGAAGAGACUUCUCUCAGUGAAACCAAGUGAAACAAAUGUUAAAAAAGUGAACAUACCUAGAGUCCCUAAACUUAUACCAAAACAUAUAGAUCAUAAGUUUCAUAAUGUUACAUCACAAUUUGUGGAUAAUGAGCAAGACAAACCUGUGCCUCGUCUUGUACCCAAAAGCCAAUUAUCACAAUUUAAAAAAAGUAAGAUUGAAAAGAGCCCCCAGCUAAAAGAUUAUGCUCAGAGUUUAGGUUUACAGCCAAUGGUAAAGUUUAAAUGUCGGAAAUGUUGCUCUAUGUCAUUCAAAACUUUAGCAAUGUUGAAAGAACAUCAGUUAGUAUGUCGAGCUCAAGCAAAAGAACCAGCAAUAAGCCCAGGUAGUGUAACUCAUGUAGACACCAGUACAAGUGGACCUUCUAGAGUAACUCGCAAAGUUUAUUUAUGCUCAGCUUGUGGAACAUACUAUGAAAAUUGGAACUUGUUCUUGCACAUGAGAGAAGUACAUAACAGGCAUAUAUGUUUAUUCUGUCUAGGUAUGUUUUCAAAAGCUGAAAAGCUAUCAUCACAUUUAACAAACAAACAUUACGUACAAGAGUUCAAUUACAAUUGCAAAGAAGAAUUUCGCAAAAUUUACAAUGGCAGCUUUUAUUUAAUGUGCUGUGCAUGUGAUGAAAUAUGCAGUGAAAAAGAUGAUUAUUUUAAUCAUGAUUGCAAUAAUAUUAAGCCAAAACCUGUUCCAGUUUUGAUUAGUAAAAAUUCUUUGAAAAAUAACAUGAAGCCUACAAAAGUUUGUAUAGAGAGUACAUCAAAUGGAUCUAUUUCAAAAGAUGUAAUCAAACAGAAUGGUGAUAAAAGGGAUGACAUUGAACAUAAAAUUGAAACAAUCACAACUCAAUCCCAGAAAUCAACAUCUAUCAACAGCAUAGCUAACUAUGAAAAUGGAAGCAGUGACAUAAGUUUUAGUUCCAGUAGUUCUAUUACAGACUGUAAAGAUACAAGUACUACUAUUGAAUCUGCAACAGAAAUGGAGAGUCCAAAUCCUAAAGUUUUAUUUAGUCCAAAUACCCAGAUGGCUUCACAAAAUAUCCUGAAUGGUGAGGAUAAGGUUCAUACUAAUUUAUAUGAUCAUAGUAAUUCUCCAUCCACUAGUGAAACACAAGCUUCAGUACCUGACUCUAUUCUAUCGAAACCUGAGGAAUUACAUCCCCCAGAAAAAGAAUGUGGAAUAAAAUUAAAGCUCAGCUUAAAUAGCUCCAAGUCUCCAGUAAUUAUAAAUUCAACCGUCGACCCAACUGUAGGGCAACAAUACUCGCAAAGUCAUAAACCACCUACACGAAUUAGGAGGCCUCCAAAACGAUAUGAAAAAGAUAAACCCACCGAUCCUGUGUUACAACCUAAAAUAUCUUCAAUUAAAAUGACAAUUUGUGAUAAGGCAGACAGCCAAUUUGUUAAAACUACAUUUUAUGAGAACAACAAAGAGACAACACUAGUAAAUAAUAACAUUGAACCUAUAUGUAAUACCUUUGAGAUAAAUUCAGACAACGCAAUUAAAACGACAAUUUAUGAUAAUAGCAUUGAAGAAAAUAAUACCUUAAACAGGGUUCCCAAACUAACAGUUAGAGUUCCCAAAGAGUUUCUUGAUAAAACUUCAUCUACUGAUGAAUCAUCUGAUAGUGACAGCAGUGAUAAAUUAACAGUAGAUGAAAAUGUGACAAAACAAGAAGAAGAUAAAAUAGAGGUAAAGCUUUUACAUGAGCCACAAACCACUUUGGAGUCAAUGAAGGUGUUUGAUUCAGUAGAUGAAAAUUUAACAAAUGAACCUGCCAAAGCGGUUGUUAAUAAUGAAGAAAAUCCACCAGAAGUAGCAAAAGAUACUAUUUCUAAAACUGAAGUUAAAUCAGAGCCACGUGAGCAAGAUGUUGUAGAUGAAAUCAAUGUGGAAGAAAUAACUCCAAUGGAAACUACACCAGCAAUUGAACUAACACUUGAUAGGCCCAUUGAUAAAUAUCCUCUAAAAAGCUUACUAAAGGUGUUUUUAGGGUUCACCUAUUUUAAUUGUAUUUAUUGUAAUCAUGCACGUAAAAUUGCAGUGAAUUGCAAACAGCUCGCCUCUCACAUGGUGGAAGAGCAUAAAUUUUCAGCGACAGUGAACAGUAUUACAGCCGAAGAGUUAUUGCCAGAGACAAUUGCUGCUAAAGUUAAAAUUAGGGUAGAUGAAGGUUCGUCAAUAUUCAUUAACUUGGACUCAUAUGAUAGUGAAGAGAUGUGUGAAAACAAUCAAAGCAGUGUAAAUUUUGAGUGUUUUCAGUGCUAUAUAAAAACUGCAAUUCAUAAAGAUCUCUAUUUACAUAAUCGAAAAAUGCACCAGAAAUCCAUAUUAUUAUGUAUUAUGUGUAAAAACAACUUUUAUACAUUUAGUGAAUUACUGUGUCAUUUAUGCCCUGGAACAUAUGAUUCUGAUUAUCUAAUUAAGUAUAGGUGUUGCUUUUGUAACAUAGACUCUAUAUCUUCAUCAUUUAGAUUAAUGGUGCAUCUUCGAAAGAUACACCAUACCUGUGAUGUGUGUUUAGAAUUUUGCCAAAGUCAGGCAAGGUUAUCUAACCAUGUUUGGAAACAUAAAUUACAUCAUUAUUGCUUUCGGUGUGGCAUUGCAUAUAGAAAUAAACCGGAUAUCAAUAAUCAUUUAUUCUGGAAACAUGGGACUGAGAGUGUGUUGUGUAAAAAGUGUCUUCAGAAAAAAUGGCCUCAUGUGUAUCAUUUCUGUAACCCUCCAGCAGUGUUUAUAUGUGAUGAAUGUAAUUUACAAUUUACAAAAGCUGUUUGUCUUAAAGUGCAUAAAAGACUACACUCAAGUGAAUUCCCUCAUUUAUGUACCGAACAAGGGUGUGAAGAAAAAUUCAUUUCGAAAAAGCUCUUAAAAAAACACAUAGAAGACCAUACAAAAAAGACAUUCAUAGAAAGUCUUGAUGGAGAGAAACCUAGUGUACCCAGCAGUAAUAAUGAAGCAUCUAAACAGAUACCCGUUAUUGAUUUAGUAAAUGAUACCCCUAAGAUUGUAGUAACUGAAACCAAAACAGAGACAGACACUAAACUUACUCCUAAAAAGUUAAAAAAGAAAAAAUUAAAAGACAGAGAUGCUUUAUUGCUGGAUGUUAAUCUACCAGCUUUAAAUUUAUCAGAAAGUGAUAGCAGUGAUGAGUCUGAUAGUGGACUUCCACCUUCUGUAAAUGAUGACCUACAGGAUAUAGCUAAAGUUGAAAUACCAGAGCUAUUAGAUAAAAAAGACGAGAGUAAUUGUACCAAUACGGAUAAAAACACUGAGGAUGAUAUACCUAAAGAUGAAGAAAAGCCUAUAUCGAAUGAAGUUAUUAAACCAGUGCCUUUUGAAGAAGAAAAGCCUGAGCCUGUUUUAGAAGAAAAACCUUGUGAACAACAAGUUUUAGAAAUAUGGGAUAACUUCCAAAAAUAUAAUUUGGCUAACAAUGUGGAACAGCCUAAAGAAAAGACACCACCUCCCCCAAGAAGAAGACAUGUUUGUGAAUCUGACCAUGACUAUUGCUUGAUACCAACUGAUAUGAAUGGGGAUGAAGAGUCAUUUAUUACAGAUAAAAAGAAAGCUAAAAAAUCUCCCAAAAAAAGACAUGGCGAUUUUUCAUCGUCUAGUAGUAGCAGUAGUGAUAGUGACUCCAGUUGCUCCUGUGGUUCAAACUGUAGUUGUUCUUCUAGUAGUGGGUCUUCUUCAUCAAGCUCUUCUGACUCUGAUUCAUCAGAUGAGUCUGGAAAUGAACGAACAAACCCAAGAAAGAUGAGAAAAUUGUCUCGAAAAACACUUCAAAAUAGAAGAAUGAGCAAUGGAUCUAAUGUCGAUGUUAUGGGUAUGACAGAAACCCCUGUCCUUGUUCCGGAGAAAACAGAACCUACAAUUGCUGAAACUGACCUAGAGACAGAUGAAAGUGAAACUGAUGAAGAAUUUUAUGACGCAAAUCCUCAGCUUAUCGCAAAUCAAUUACAAAUUGAAAAACGUAACCAACAAAUGCCCUCCUCUGUCGGCCUCACUGAUGGAAUUGAUAUUUCAGAAGUAAAGAGUUGUUCAACUCCUGUUAAAGAAGAAAGAGAACCUAAGCAAGAACAAGAUGAAAGUAAAGAAAGAUCAAGCAGUAAAAAGAAAAGUAAAAAGAAAAAGAAAUCUAAAAGUUCCAAAAAACAUGCACCUAUUAAAUUAAACAUUCCUAAAGACAUUAUUACUAAAUCGGAACUUGAAGCGGCACAGCCUCCAUUGAUUCCGAAUAAAAUAACUAUAUCGCUUCAGUCAAAUACAGUACAAAUUCCAAAAGCACCAGAACCACCACCUACUACUUUGAAUGUAAAAUCAUCACAUCCAUCAAAACCAAAAACUCCGGCAGAUAAUAAGAGAGCCUCUAAAAGAAGAAGAGUUCCUAAUAAGUUUUAUGGUUAUUCAAGUGAUGAAGAAUCAAAUACACCACCAGCUCUGAAACCCCAACUGCCACCAAAACUCGAAUGGAGAAAAGAAGACCUGCCUUCGCCGGCCACCCAUAAAACUAAGAAAGAAAUACCAUCAACCACUAUACCACAAAAGCUAUUUAAUUAUACUGAAACAAUAAGGCUGAAAGCCCCUAUACCAGAUCCUGAACCACCACGAUUCUUAAUGAACUCUGAAUCAAUGGAAUCCAGUGAUUCUGAUUCAAGUCACGAAGGGGCUCUAGAAAUAUACCAACCUAGUGUACAAAAUACCGCACUUCCACCGCAGUCGUAUUUGAAUUCGGGUACAUCGAGUUUACCAUAUGCUUUCCAGAGACCAGCUGUCCGAGAGGCUAAAGAGGGCGAAAGCGUAUACUGCUACUGCAGGUGUCCCUAUGAUGAGGUGUCAGAAAUGAUAGCAUGCGAUGCCGAAGGCUGUCCUAUUGAAUGGUUUCACUUUGAAUGCGUUGGUAUCAUGGUACCGCCUAAAGGCAAAUGGUACUGUCCAGAAUGUAGGAAAAAUCAAAGUCUCUCAGGUUACAGAUAAGUCUAAACACAAUUUAGGUGUAUAUAACAUAUUGUUAUCUGUAUAUAAUUUAUUGAUGAUUGUAGAUAAAUUAGCUUUACCUGUGUAUAUCUUAUUUUAGUUAGGUUGUAUGUGUAAGUUUAGGAUAUUAGGUCUGAAAAUUGUAUCUUUGUUAAUAUAAAAGUACAUGUUAUGCUUGAUCCUGGCUAUGCAGCCAAUACUGUAACCUGGCAAAUUGUUAAUUGAAAUGAACUCAACAUCAAAACAAAAUAUAAAGCAAUUUUUGAUACCAA